This is a messenger RNA of Bacillus rossius redtenbacheri, 585 nucleotides long. Its product is annotated as alpha-ketoglutarate dehydrogenase component 4. The record is from RefSeq and is a predicted model, not a curated record. Gene Ontology annotation, biological process: 2-oxoglutarate metabolic process. The transcript is spliced from 4 exons. NCBI's taxonomy places the organism in Eukaryota, Metazoa, Arthropoda, Insecta, Phasmatodea, Bacillidae. Bases 177 to 425 code for a protein of 82 amino acids.
AAAUUGCUUUGGAAAUUGUGUGCUUCGCAGUGCCUAUACAGCACUCUACUGACUUACGAACCUAAGGGUCAAAUAUUGAUUACAGCUUUCUAUGGUUUUAAAUAUUUUGAAAAAGAAAAAUUAAGUAAUAAUUAAAUAAUUUUGCUUUUUAUAUUGUUAAGUAAAAUAAGUGUCAGAUGUCUUCUGUUGGAGUAAAAUUGUGGCAAACGGUGCGGCCUCACGUGCCCCUGAUCAAGUUCCGCAAGGGAGGCCUGUCCGGGAGCGAGGCGAGGGGCGUGACGGAGCCCGGCCCGGGGCCGCAGCCCGGGAGACCCGCGGCUGCUACGGUCCACGUGAUCAGCGGAGGGGAGCUGCCGGCGCGUCUUCGUCGCAGACCCAUCGACGACUUCGAGAUUGCUUACAUAAACAGAGGUGGCCCAGAGUGAAAUGCACUCAGCAUGACUACAGUAUGUACUUCAAUAGAACUCACAUUAAGUUGAGGAUUAAGACUGCCCCAGUUUGUGACCAAAUAAUAUAAUAAUUGUACAGUUAUUUAUUGAAAAUAUUAUGAAAUAAAAUGCACAUAAAUGAGUUUUAUUAUCAGAA